AUGGACCUCCGCCAUGUGUCAUCACGGGAGCUGGCAGGCCAAGAGCUCAAGGGCUACGACAAGCGCAAGAUCAUUUACGAAAACCUGAGCCCCGAAGAUGCGAUCGAAUUAGACAAGUCUGGCAAGGUUGACGGAGCCGUUAUUGUUGAUCUCUCCGCCGACUACCGUUUCGAUGCCUCGUGGACGUACGCUUUACCGGAGCUUACCAAGCGAUCCGCGAUUUGCCAGAGUACUCGGAUUUCAAACCCUGGCUGUUAUGCGACGGGCUUCCGGCUCACCUUGGCACCCAUGCUUGAACACCUAGGAGGUGUGCCCUGUAUAUUUGGUGUAUCGGGGAACUCUGGCGCAGGCACUCGACCUAGCCCGAAUAACGAUCUUAACAGACUGAAGGACAACUUGGUACCAUAUUCGUUGAUAGGCCAUAUUUACGAGCGAGAAAUUAGUCGGCACCUUGGCACUCCGGUUGCUUUUAUCCCACAUGUCGCUUCCUGGUUUAGGGGCAUUUACCUUACCAUCAACAUUCCCCUGAAUAAAACCAUGACCUCGCGCGAUAUCCGCUAUAUCUACUAG
Molecule: messenger RNA, 570 nt
Organism: Clonostachys solani
Lineage: Eukaryota; Fungi; Ascomycota; Sordariomycetes; Hypocreales; Bionectriaceae
Source: the annotation of a GenBank genome assembly